Capra hircus (goat) is the source of this 441-nucleotide messenger RNA. Its product is annotated as UDP-glucuronosyltransferase 2B31-like. Gene Ontology annotation, molecular function: UDP-glycosyltransferase activity. Lineage: Eukaryota; Metazoa; Chordata; Mammalia; Artiodactyla; Bovidae. The annotation marks the transcript as partial. The record is from RefSeq and is a predicted model, not a curated record. The transcript is spliced from 3 exons.
GAAAAUGGAAGAGUUUGUGCAGAGCUCUGGCGAAAAUGGAAUUGUGGUGUUUUCUUUGGGGUCAAUGGUCAGUAACAUGUCAGAAGACAGAGCCGAGGUGAUUGCAUCAGCCUUUGCUCAAAUUCCACAAAAGGUGCUAUGGAGAUAUGAUGGCAAAAAACCAGAUAACUUAGGACCCAACACCCGGUUGUAUAAAUGGCUUCCCCAGAAUGACCUUCUUGGCCAUCCAAAAACCAAAGCCUUUAUAACUCAUGGUGGAAGCAAUGGUGUUUAUGAGGCCAUCUAUCAUGGGAUCCCUAUGGUGGGCACUCCUUUGUUUGGUGAUCAAGCUGAUAACAUCGCUCGAAUGAAAUCCAAGGGAACAGCUGUCAGGUUGGACUUGGAAACAAUGUCAACAAGAGAUUUGCUAGACGCAUUGAAGGAAGUCAUUAAUAAUCCUUC